Nematolebias whitei (Rio pearlfish) is the source of this 2204-nucleotide messenger RNA. RefSeq names its product calpain-1 catalytic subunit-like. Gene Ontology annotation, cellular component: cytoplasm. The coding region runs from base 72 to 2168 and encodes 698 amino acids. Gene Ontology annotation, molecular function: calcium ion binding; calcium-dependent cysteine-type endopeptidase activity. Gene Ontology annotation, biological process: proteolysis. The transcript has 21 exons. The record is from RefSeq and is a predicted model, not a curated record. Lineage: Eukaryota; Metazoa; Chordata; Actinopteri; Cyprinodontiformes; Rivulidae.
UCAGAACCAGGACUUCAGAACUCAGAGAGAAUCCCGGAACCAAAUAGAGCCCCGAGCUGCAAAACAGUAGGAUGUUUGGUGGUGUGUCGGAGCGGAUCCAGGGAGACCGGGCCCGAGCCGGUGGUCUUGGCUCUGUCCAGCAGGCAGUUCGGUACCUGAACCAGGACUUCCAGGCCCUGCAGGAGGAGUGUCUACUGAACAGAACCCUGUUCCAGGACCCUGUGUUCCCAGCAGAACCAGCCUCACUGGGCUUCAAAGAACUUGGACCACGGAGCUCCAAGACCAGAGGGGUGGACUGGAAGAGACCUACGGAGCUGACAGCGGACCCUCAGUUCAUUGUGGGUGGAGCCACCAGGACUGACAUCUGUCAAGGAGCACUGGGAGACUGCUGGCUGCUUGCUGCAAUUGGCUCUCUAACUUUGAAUGAACAGCUGCUACAUCGUGUGGUUCCUCACGGCCAGAGCUUCACCCAUCAAUAUGCUGGCAUUUUCCACUUCCAGUUCUGGCAGUUCGGGGAGUGGGUGGACGUGGUGAUCGAUGACCGUCUGCCGGUGAAAGACGGGGAGCUGCUCUUUGUCCAUUCUGCUGAGGGGACAGAGUUCUGGAGUGCCCUGCUGGAGAAGGCCUACGCCAAGUUGAAUGGAUCCUACGAGGCGUUGUCUGGAGGCAGCACCACUGAAGGUUUUGAGGACUUCACAGGUGGUGUGUCAGAGAUGUACGAGCUGAAGAAGGCUCCCAGAGAUCUUCAUCGUAUCAUCAUCAAAGCUCUGGAAAGAGGCUCUCUGCUGGGUUGCUCCAUCGACAUCAGCAGCGCCUUAGACAUGGAAGCCGUCACCUUCAAGAAGCUGGUUAAAGGCCACGCCUACUCCGUGACAGGCCUCAGACAGGUGGAGUAUCGUGGCCGGCAGGAGCGUCUGAUCCGGAUCAGGAACCCCUGGGGUCAGGUGGAGUGGACCGGAGCCUGGAGCGACAGUUCCUCAGAGUGGAACCAAGUGGACUCUGCAGAGAAGGAUGAGUUGCUGUGUAAGAUGGACGAUGGGGAGUUCUGGAUGUCGUUCCAGGAGUUUCUGCGUCAGUUUUCACGUUUGGAGAUUUGCAACCUGACUCCAGAUGUUCUCAGUCAAGACACCACCAGCUUCUGGGCCACCACCACAUUUAAGGGCAGCUGGAGGAAAGGAAGCACCGCCGGUGGCUGUAGGAACCACCCAAACACCUUCUGGAUCAAUCCUCAGUAUAAAAUCUCUCUGCUGGAGGAAGAUGAUAACCCUGAGGAUGACGAGGCUGCCUGCAGCUUCCUGGUGGCUCUAAUGCAGAAGGAUCGCCGCCGCUACCGCCAACAUGGACAGGACAUGCACACCAUUGGCUUUGCUAUUUAUAAGGUCCAAGAUUCUCCCAGUGUCCACAUGAAGAAGGAGUUUUUCCUAAGGCAGUCCUCCUGUGCUCGCUCUGAGACCUUCAUCAAUCUGAGAGAGGUGAGCGCCAGGCUCCGCCUCCCACCUGGCGAGUACCUGAUUGUCCCGUCCACAUUCGAACCCUCGAAGGAGGCGGACUUUGUCCUGAGGGUCUUUACAGAGAAACAGUCUGAGUCCAGGGACAUGGACGACACCGUGGUGGCAGACCUGGACAAGGAGGAAGAAAUCUCUGAGAGUGACAUUGACGACUCCUUCAGGUCCAUGUUCGCUCAGCUGUCUGGAGACGACAUGGAGAUCUCAGUUCGAGAACUCAGAACUGUCCUCAACAAAGUUGUGGCCAGACACCGAGACCUGCAGACUGAUGGAUUCAGUAUGGAGUCCUGCAGGGCCAUGGUCAGCAUCAUGGAUAAAGACGGCAGCGCUCGGCUCGGUCUGCUGGAGUUUCAGAUCCUUUGGAACAGGAUCAGGAAGUGGCUGGCAAUCUUCAGAGAGUUUGAUCUGGAUAAGUCUGGCAGCAUGAGCUCCUAUGAGAUGCGAUUGGCGCUGGAGAAUGGCGGAUUCAGGCUGAACAACAAGCUGUACCAGAUGCUAAUCGCUCGAUAUGCUGACAAAGAGAUCAUUGACUUCGACAACUUCACCUGCUGCCUCAUCAAGCUGGAGGCUAUGUUCAGGACGUUCCAGGGCCUGGACAGAGAUGGAACAGGAGUGGUGGAGUUGAACGUCCUCGAGUGGCUCUUUGUGACCAUGUGUGGCUGAAAUACAGAACACCCCACACCCAGGAUGAUCAGGAGA